Molecule: messenger RNA, 6775 nt
Organism: Eleginops maclovinus (Patagonian blennie)
Lineage: Eukaryota; Metazoa; Chordata; Actinopteri; Perciformes; Eleginopidae
Gene: epha8
Product: eph receptor A8
Exons: 20
Coding region: 66-3107 (1013 amino acids)
Biological process (GO): axon guidance; protein phosphorylation; ephrin receptor signaling pathway
Cellular component (GO): plasma membrane; dendrite
Molecular function (GO): ATP binding; protein binding; transmembrane-ephrin receptor activity
Source: RefSeq, a predicted model, not a curated record
GGGGAGUCAGAGAGAGGGAGAGAGAGGCAGAGGGAGACUGGCGGGGUGUGAGGAGGGAGAACACCAUGGCUUCAGAUCCGGGGCUGGCUGUGAUGCUGCUAUGGACUAUAUCACUACAGGCUCUGGGCACCGCGGGAACUAACAGUAACGAAGUGAACCUACUCGACACGACGACCAUCACCGGGGACUGGGGCUGGCUAACGUACCCGUCACAUGGGUGGGAUGCCAUUAAUGAGAUGGACGAGUACUUCACUCCUAUCCACACAUACCAGGUCUGUAACGUGAUGAGCCCCAGCCAGAACAACUGGCUGAGGACGGGCUGGCUCCCCCGAGAAGGAGCCAGGAGGAUCUACAUCGAGGUCAAGUUCACCCUGAGAGACUGCAACAGCAUGCCGGGAGUCCUGGGCACCUGCAAGGAAACCUUCAACCUGUACUACUACGAGUCUGACAGGGCGGUGGGCUCGGCGGUCCGGGAGAACCAGUUCAUAAAGAUCGACACCAUCGCUGCUGACGAGAGCUUCACUGGGGUGGAUCUGGGGGUCCGCAGACUGAAACUCAACACUGAGGUUCGUGGCGUUGGCCCUCUGAGCAAACGGGGCUUCUACCUGGCCUUCCAGGACAUCGGCGCCUGCAUCGCCCUCACCUCCGUGCGGGUUUACUACAAACGCUGCGCCGGGGUGAGCCGCAACCUGGCGGUGUUCACCGACGUGGUGACGGGAGCCGACUCAUCCUCUCUGGUGGAGGUCCGGGGUCAGUGUGUGGAUCACGCCGAGGAGAGGGACACGCCCAAGAUGUACUGCAGCGCCGAGGGCGAGUGGCUGGUGCCCAUCGGGAGGUGUGUGUGCUCCGCCGGGUUCGAGGAACACCGAGACUCCUGCGUGGCCUGUGAGGUGGGUUUCUAUAAGCCGGUGGCGGGCGAUGGCCUUUGUGGUAAAUGUCCUCAACACAGCCACUCGGAGACCAGAGCCGCCCUGUCCUGCCCCUGCGACUCCAACUACUAUCGAGCGGCGGACGACCCAGCAGCAGCUCCGUGCUCCCGCCCUCCAUCUGCUCCAGUUAAUGCCAUCUCCUCUGUCAAUGGAACAUCUGUGAAUUUGGAGUGGGAUCGCCCUCUGGAUACUGGCGGUCGCAGCGACCUGAAGUACAGCGUGUUGUGUCGGAAAUGCUCGGGGGAAGGAGGGACCUGUGAGGAUUGCGCAUCUUCCCCCGGAAGCACCAGCGGAGGAGGGAAGGCGGGCGGAGGGGCGGGCCUCGGAGGGAUGGUGGAGCGCUUGGGCUCCGCGGCGAUUCGAUUCGUUCCCCGGCAGACCGGGUUGACGGAGCCCUGGGUGACGGUGCUCAACCUGGUGGCUCACACCAACUACUCCUUCCGUCUGCAGGCCAUGAACGCGGUGACGCACCUGAGCAACCAGCCGUCCCCUUAUGCCACGGUCAACAUCACAACGAACCAGGCAGCCCCCUCUGAAGUGCUAGCCAUCCGCCAGGAGAACACCAGCCAGAACAGCGUGACUCUGAUGUGGCACGAACCCAACCAGCCCAACGGAGUGAUCCUGGAGUACGACGUCAAGUACUAUGAAAAGGAUAAUGAAGCGCAGAGCUACUCCACUCUGAAGUCUAGAAACACCAGCGCUCGGGUGUCAGGGCUGAAGCCGGGAACUAAGUACAUCUUCCAGGUCCGAGCCAGAACGUCAGCAGGCUGCGGACACUUCAGCCCCAAUGUGGAGAUCCAGACUGGGAAAGCAGCUCCUCUGCGCUACAACACCAUGACCAUCAUCUGGAUCUGCAUGGCCUUGGUGUCCGGCCUGGUCACCUUCCUGGCCAUCAUCAUCUGCAGGAAACGACACUGUGGUUACAGCAAAGCCUUCCAGGACUCUGAUGAGGAGAAGAUGCAUUACCAGAACGGUCACGUGUCGUUCCCCGACGCGAGGUUCUAUAUCGACCCGCACACAUACGAGGACCCCUGCCAGGCGGUGCACGAGUUCGCCCGAGAAAUUGAAGCUUCCAGGAUCAAAAUAGAGAAAAUCAUUGGCUCAGGGGAGUUUGGGGAGGUGUGUUAUGGACGUAUGAGGCUCCCGGGGAAAAGAGACAUCCCGGUCGCCCUGAAGACCCUGAAGGCGGGAUACACGGAGAAGCAGAAGAGGGACUUCCUGGCGGAGGCGUCCAUCAUGGCGCAGUUCGACCAUCCCAACGUCAUUCGCCUGGAGGGGGUCGUGACACAAAGCAAACCAGCGAUGAUCAUCACAGAGUACAUGGAGAACGGCUCUCUGGACUCCUUCCUCAGGAGACACGACGGCCAGUUCACCAUCAUCCAGCUGGUGGGGUUGCUGCGCGGCAUUGCGGCCGGUAUGACCUACCUGUCUGACCUGGGCUACAUCCACCGAGACCUGGCGGCCCGCAACAUCCUGGUCAACAGCAACCUGGUGUGUAAGGUGUCCGACUUCGGCCUGUCCCGAGUGCUGGAGGACGACCCCGACGCUGCAUACACCACCAGUGGCGGGAAAAUCCCGAUCCGCUGGACCGCCCCGGAGGCCAUCGCCUACAGGAAGUUCUCCUCCUCCAGCGACGUGUGGAGCUACGGCGUGGUGAUGUGGGAGGUGACGUCCUACGGAGAGCGACCGUACUGGAACCUCACCAACAGAGACGUGAUCAAAUCUGUGGAGGAGGGCUACAGGCUGCCCGCUCCUAUGGGCUGCCCGGGUCCUCUGCACACGCUCAUGCUGGACUGCUGGCAGAAGGAUCGCAACCAGAGGCCGCGUUUCUGCCAGAUAGUCACCGUUCUCGACAAGCUCAUCCGCAACCCAGACAACCUGAAGUCUAUGGACACGCUGUGCAGUUUAAGCAGUCCUCCGCUGAUGGAGAGAGCCAUCCCCGAUUUCAGCAGCUGUAACUCAGUGAACGAGUGGCUGGACACCAUAAAGAUGAGCCGCUACAAGGACCACUUUGCAGCAGGGGGGUACCAAACUCUGGGACACGUCAUAAGCAUGAACCAAGGAGACAUCCAAAGGCUGGGGGUGACGCUGAUGGGCCACCAGAAGAAGAUCAUGACCAGCGUGCAGGUGAUGAGGGCGCAGGUCCUCAACAAGAGCGUGCCAUCAGUGCACGUAUAACUCCGACACUGAGUUGUUUCUCGGCUGAAAACUAGAAACCCAGACUUCUGCAAGAACUCGAGGGACUCCGUGGAAUUUGAAGAUGAGCUGUUAAUGGGAGAAGAGGAGACGUGGGAACUUUACAAGACUUUUUCCUUGAGGGAUUGAAGAGCAAAAACAUUUUAACUAUGGAGAAAGUAAACAUGACUUCUUUGGGACAAGUCCGACUUCAUUUCUGUUUUCCUGUCCAGUUUCUGAUUUUAAAAUGUCUUGUUUAUAAAUGGAAAGACUGCCUUAAUAACCGCAAAUUACAUUUAUUUUAUUUUACAAAGAGCAGAUAAUUUAUCAAUCAUGAAGUUUAUUAGAGAGAUAUGAUUUACUGAACCGGGGCAACAGUACAAGGAGUAAGGUCGUAGAGGUGGAGAUGGCGGGUGGUUUCCGAGCCUCUCCUGCAGCUUGAGGCAAAAGAGGCCCAGAGUGGGUCUUGAGCCGGUAAAAGUGGAGUAGAGUGAGAUUGUGCUCACCCGAGUUGCCAAAUCUUCUUCACAGCGGAGGAGACCCAUUUCACCCCAGGCUAUUAAUACCAACAACAGGCACAUUUCUCCACUGUCUAACCUUGAUGAAUGACCCCCGGAUAUCCCCAGAGCCCUCCACCCGGGGUGAAGCUGCGUGGCGCACAAUUACUGUACUUGGAAGUUGUGUGUGAUUCAGUUUCAGUGCACUUUAUUCUACAACGUCUCGGUGUUGCAGAGGCUUGGCAGUUCUGUCAAAAAUCUCAGACAGUUGGUCGGUAAUAUUAAAUAAAUAUAAAUUCUGAUUAACUACAAAGUGUAAAAACCAAGAGGGAAUAAAGAUAUUUAACAUGUAUUAGAGUAGUUAGUAGAUCGCUCAUGAGAUUUAUUUCCAAACUUGUGUCACUGUGACAGUCGUCAUACAAAAUACUAUUGCCAAUUUCAAAUACUCUGAUGAAUACUGCAUCUGACGCAUUUUCAAUAUAUUGGAGAUUCUUGUUAUUUAAUCCAACUGACUCCUAAUACAGUGGUGUAUUCUUAGCACAACCCGAAAGUUCGCAUCACAAGUGCUCCCUCAACAAGAAGCAAUGGAUUUUGUUGUGUGGAAAAUAAGCACUAGCAUGGCUAAUCUGGCUAACCUAAAGCCAGAUUUGUGUAUUUUGAUAAAACUAAUCUUGACUAAAGAUGUACUUAGAGAAAGCUGUAGGACUUAUUUCCAUAAUGUUACCAAAGAUCAAUGAAAACGAAGCAAAGUUGAGUUUUGUGGUAAAGAACAGGAGAGUCGAUAUCAGAGAAGAUCCCGAGCAAGUGGACCUUCAGUUUAGAUUAUUUGGUCAAACUAUUUUAGUCAGUCUAGUACAUUUUCUACAAGAAUUGACUUUGAAAUGUCAGAUAAAAUAUAUUGCAAUUUAUACUUCUUAAGACAUGUUGACCCUCCUUGAUUACGAUCAGAUACAGAAAUGCAUUUUAGAGCAGUUUGACGGGAUGCUUCCAAAUGCGUCAGGAGGAUUUCAUAUUCUGAAACUGUUUUAAAAUGAUGAUGAGGAUGAUGAUGAUGAUGGCUCAAUUAACAAGAACACGUUUGGCCUUGCUUGUUAGCCAAGAAGCUAACAGCCAAGAAGCUAACAAGCAAGCUUGCGUUAAUGCUAACUGUUUUUUGAAGCAUCCCAUGCAUUGAAAGUGUUUUAAUACCAUGAUGAUGAUGAUGAUGAUGAUGAUGGCCCAGUUAGGAUUAAUUUACUAGCUAGCCAAGAAGCUAACAGCAAGUUGAUAUUAAUGCUAACAGUUUUAAGUAUCAGAUACAAUUUUAUGCGGUUGAACUUCAUUUUUGAAAUGCAUUACGAGGAUCCAAUAUAUUGAAAAUGUUUUAGAAUUAUGAUGAUGAGGAUGAUGAUGAUGAUGAUGAUGAUGAUGAUGAUGAUGAUAAUGGCCCAAUUAACAACAUUAACUUUUUGCCUUGCUAGUUAGCCAAGAAGCUAACAGCAAGCUUGUGUUGAUGCUAACAAACGAUGAGAUGUACAUUUUUCAUUUUGUUGUGUUUAUUGGCAAAAGUACAAUUGAUAUAACAUUUGCAAAAUACAACAUUGAGCAUCAAAUAUAGAAUUGUUUUAACAGAGGGUUAUAAAAUAAUAUAAUAAUACUGUUAGCCAAGAAGCUAACAGCAAGCUGCGGAUAAUGCUUACGGAUGGAUAAAGAAAUACAUUUCGAUGCGAUUUUGAAAUGCGUCAGAAGGAUCCCAUCAGUUUCAAAUGCUUUAAACUGAUGACGAUGGCCCAGUGAACAGGAAUAACCUGCUAGCUAGCCAAGAAGCUAACAGCAAGCUGGUAUUAUGCUAACGUUUUUACUCUGAGGUAUAAAAUGAAUUUUGUAUCUCAGAGUAAAUACAGAAAAAUGUAAGUGCAUUAGAAGGAUCCAAUAUAUUGAAAAUGUUUUAUGAUGAUGAUGAUGAUGAUGAUGAUGAUGAUGAUGAUGAUGGCCCAAUUAACAACAUUAACUAUUGCCUUGCUAGUUAGCCAAGAAGCUAACAGCAAGCUGGUGUUGAUGCUAACGAACAACGAGAUGCUAACCGUAGCUUUUAUUAUGAUGUGUGUAAGAAGGAGCGUGCUAACUAGCAAAGCACAAUAUAUUAUGUGUAAAAUAUAACACUAAGCACCCAAAAUACUGUAGAGUUUCUUUGACAUAGGACUAUAACAUAUUAUUAAAAAGGAUACAACGGUUGCUGCCAAACUCUGCUAAAUUGUGUACAGCGUUUUUAUAUUUAAAACAAAUUCCCUUAAAUGUUUAGAUAAUAUCAACACGACAUACAGCACAUGUUUUUAGCUUUCAACCGAAAUUACACAUUAAGGAGGAUUGUCCACAUAGCCAGGGUUACCUUUAAUAAAUAUUGACAUCAUUUGCUUUUAUUCUUUUGGCUUUUAAGAACAAAAUGCUACAGAGUCUUGUUUAAUCCGAUGGACGUUUAUCAAAUCGACAUCAGCUCUGAUGCUAUCCCGUGGACUCUGUUCCCCUGGAGAUCUGAAUACAUGUUUGUGGGAAUACUGGGAAUAUAUUUUACACAAUAAGCUACACAGACUGUACAAUAAAGUGUUACUUCUGAUUUAAUGUGAUCACGCUGUUUGCCUCAGUGAUGAUGAAAUGGAAAAGAAAAGAAGAACAUGUGAGUGGAAUGUUUAUCUCUCAACGCUGAAGAAAGACCAUCACGCAUAGCCCUGAGUUAUACCCCCCUCCGUGCCAUCAAGAGAAUGUCUUUUUCUCGGUAGGUUUUUCCUCUAGAUGAUUGAUGUCAGUUUUUGUUAGAGAAAAAAACCUCGUGGCAUCUUUUGAAUAUGUAUAAUAAUGGUACUUCACUACUGGUUUUUCUUUAGGAAUGUUUUUCUUUCAUUGAAGACACUGGACUUGAGCUGAAAGUCGUAUUUUAUAAAGCUAGGAUAUGUUUUUGCUAGAUGAAUUGAUUUAUAAUGUAUACUGCGAGUUCAGUCACUGGAAGGAAGUAAAAAAAGAAAAUAUCAACUGGAUUUCUUCACAUUUCAUUAUUUAUUCAUGCUCAAUUUGUUUAUUUUUUAAAUAAUUCAACUAUGAGAGGUUUUACUGCAGUUGAUGAAUCAUCCUUGUUGCUAAUGAUAAACCAUAAAUGUGCAAACUGUCCAUAAAUACACAAUAAAGGAACGUUUGUCUGUG